AUGAUUAUUUUUAGUAUUGUCAUUACUAUUACUCUUAUCGCUAUUGCUAUUAUUAUUGGUAUUAGUAGUACUACUCUUAGGAUUAUUCCCAUUUCUACUAUUAUUACUAGUAUUAAACCUACUAUUACUACUAUUACUAUUAAGGUCUGGUCUGAAGAUGGCGUCCGGCGCUCCUCCCGGUUCGAGGAUGCGGAUGAGUUCGUGUGCCUCACGAGCCACCUCACGAUUUUCGGAGCGGUGCUGGAGGCUGUUUUGCAGGUGCUGCAGUGCUCUACAGCCUCGGAAGUGUUGUCAGUUGAUGGCCUCCAGAAUCUCGGCAAUGCCCAGUGGCUGCACUACGCGGCAAGCAUCGUCACCUUUGUCUCCCUCAGCUUCUUUGCCGGUGCCAUGAUCUGGGCGAUGCGUCGUGACUGCAGGACAGCUGAAGACCUGCCCUUUGAGGAGGUGGCGGAGGCGCUGCUGGUGAGCCGCCGCGAGGUAGAAAGUUCCGGAUUGGAGCCUCACGUCGAAGAAGUGGAAGGCCUGGAGCCCGACGCUCAGGCAGCUGCAAACCGCCGCUGCUGCCCGCGGUGCCGGGCUUGUGCCAUGAAAGGUUUGGAUGGUGCGGUGUGGCUGCUGAGCACCAUGUUCGAAGUGCAGGCAACUGAUUCCGUCUCGGAGUUGUUGGAUGUUAAGAUGGCCAUGGUGAACCGUUGCAUCACUUCGAUCCAUUCUUACCGCACUGGCGCCUGCCGGCAGAGCAUCCGAACUGUAAUGGCGUCCAGUGGAGAGAAGAAGCUUCGGCGACCCAGCACCAGAGGAGGCGACGUGACACACACCAGGACGACUUCCUCUGUGGUUAGCGCCAUGGAGACCUGGAAAGUUCACUACCACGGCGUAACGGCUGUGGAGAGGUUCCUGCAUGGCUCGUGGCUCAGGCGCGUGAUCAUACUUCUUCCUUGCAUGCAUCCCUGGCUGACUGCGUCGCUGAGGAGCCUCUUCAGGUCGCACACUGUGAGAGUUGCGCUGAUUGUGCUGAAGCUGGUGAGCGCUGCGUUCACCAAUGCCUUGUUCUUCGCUAGCACUGCGCAAUCGCCAGACUCCGAUGAAGAAUGCGCGGCAGCAGAAACCCUAGAGGAGCACUUGCUGACUGCAACAAUUGUCGGUUUCCUCUCUGCCUGCGCGGGGGAUGUGCUGAUCGUACUGCUGGCUUUGAUCCAGCGACGGAGCGUGCUCGUCCGAGACGUCUGGACACCGAAGAUGAAGUCCAGGCAGUUAGUCCGGUGGCGCUGGCGGCAAAGAUUCUUCUGGUUCAUAUGGCUUGCCAUUGCUGGCUUUUCCGCUUUCUACACCCUCACCUUUCUCGCCAACGUAAGCGCAGCAGAUGCCGCCAAGUGGCUUGAGAGCACCGGCAUGAGUGCCUUGCAAGAUUUGGUAUUCAAGCCGGUGCUCCUUGCUGUGGGCUAUGCUACGCUGUCAACUCUGGUGCUCUUGUGCAACCCGCGUGUCAAAGACACCGUGACAGAUCGAUGGAUACACCCAGACGAA
This is a messenger RNA of Symbiodinium pilosum, 1527 nucleotides long. NCBI's taxonomy places the organism in Eukaryota, Dinophyceae, Suessiales, Symbiodiniaceae. The record is from the annotation of a GenBank genome assembly.